Messenger RNA from Cyprinus carpio (common carp), 16182 nucleotides. Its product is annotated as zinc finger homeobox protein 3-like. Gene Ontology annotation, biological process: regulation of neuron differentiation; regulation of transcription by RNA polymerase II; brain development. The record is from RefSeq and is a predicted model, not a curated record. Gene Ontology annotation, molecular function: zinc ion binding; DNA-binding transcription factor activity, RNA polymerase II-specific; RNA polymerase II cis-regulatory region sequence-specific DNA binding. Lineage: Eukaryota; Metazoa; Chordata; Actinopteri; Cypriniformes; Cyprinidae. Gene Ontology annotation, cellular component: nucleus.
CUCUCCUGCCCCAUCGCCUGCACCCCACCAUGAAUGCCUGUUUUGAUGGAUAUUUCAUUUAAGCUGAUCUGCUUUGAUUCAACAAACAAAAGGAGCUUUCUCUGUGAUCUGCAUUUUUUUCCUCCUCUUCUUUCCGUCCGCUUUUGUUUUCUUUAAACUUCUCACUCUCUCCCUCUCCCUCUCUUUCUUUGUGGGUUGAGCAGAGCGUUGUGUUCCACACUGGGCUGUUGGUGGCCUGUUGGGACACGUUUGGUACACCUGAGUCACAGAGCAAAUGUUUAACUCAUGCAGGUCCACAAAGAAAACAAACACACAUGCAUACAUGCAUGCACAGCUGGCCAUAUCAGCCUCGCAUCAGGCUUCAAGACAUAAAGAUCUGUACGUUAAAGCAGGCACAUGCAUACAAAGCUCGAUAAAAAACAAAGCAAAAUCAUAUGCCUGCAUAAAUGGCCUCUCAAAUAUACCACACACGAAUCCCCCUCGGUAACCAGGGUGCCUUCCCGUUGCCAAAUUGGAAAUGUAUUUCAUGUUUAUUAAGUUGAAAUGAGACGUUAAUUCCACAAAAAAAAGCAGAAGAGUCAUGCUAGAGCAGCAUCUGAAGAUGUCCCGCUGUUAAAGGACAGCUGUCCAAACAAGGAGAGGGGGGAAAAGAGCUAGAAAAACACAUUAUAUAAACAUUUGACAACAGUUGCUCUGUAAUCUGGUAUUACUUCCACAAGCGGAGGAGAGACCCGUGGUCCUGGGUUGGGCUGGGCUGAAGGGGGACACCACUGCGGUGGGGUUGAAGCCUGGUGUUCUGAAGAGGUCAGUGGCAGAUGAGAGAAAAUGAGGAUUCAUAGGAAUCCCGCUGUGGAGAGUUAAUCAUGUUUGAUGUGCAUGGUUCGUUGUAAAACUGUCCCCACGUGUGAACCGGUAACAAUUACCCACCAAUUGGCUGCUGUGGUUUUCUAGUCCCAUAAAGCUGUUUUUAUUCUAUAUUCCAAAAUACAUUGCACCCACAUCUCCCUAUUUUUAAAGAAAGAUUACACUUCUCAUGUCUCUCUUUCCUUAUAUGCAUUUUUUUUUGUGUGUGUGUAAGAUGAUGGUUAAAUGCUUGGGGGGGUUUCCAGCGUAAAACCUCCCUGGAAAAGAAGGAGGUUUAUGUCCUUGGCCUUGUGGCGGGUGGCAUCCCAGCAUUCCCAUGUACAUUGCAAUUAUCUGUCAGACUGUGAAGGGAAGAAAUGUGCGUGUCUUGCUCUGAUGCAUUUAUCUGUGACCAAAAAGAAAUAGUAGACUACACAUUUAGGUACUAGUAGACUAAAAGUCAGCACAUGUCUUGACACUGAGCCAUAGUGCUCAAGUGGGUAAUACAAAUUUGAAUCUGGCAUGCGACAUUUCUCAUUCCUGUUCCUGUUGUAAAUAGUCACAAAAACAUAAUAAAAACGAAAAAGAAGAAAUAUGCUACUUAUCAGCUAGUGGUGAGGCGGAACAGGCUUUCAUAUCAAAUCUGUGCAGAGGAAGAAAGAGAAAAGCGAUGAGGAAGGUGAUGAGUGGUGGUGAGUUGUACCAGGAUAAAGUAGUUAAAAGUGAGUCAGCUGCUUCUUUGGUUCUUAUCACAGACACGCAAACAUACACAGACUUCCUGUGCCCUGGCUGUCAUCUCUUUAAUAUUGUUUUGGAGCUGUUCAGGUGUGGCUACCUUUGGCAGCAAAACCUAGUGCUUAGGGCAAAUAACAGGCUAGUAGGCAAGGUGCCAGUUCAACUUUGCAAACUUUUAACUUCUUCAGCUAAUUCCUCUCUUUCUCUUUUUCUUUUCUUCACUUCAGUUGUUACAGUCUUCAAACAGAGCUCAAAAAGGACUCUGGGAGAAAAAAAAUAAAAUAAAAAUAACAUACAGCGUGUGAUUCUGUGGGCAUUUAAGUGACUUAGAAAGACAAAACAUAAGCAAGACACUCACACAAAGACACUUUUUUCUCUGAGCUGGCCUCAGUCUUUUUAGGAUGUGAUCUUCCCACAUCAGAGUUCAGAGAGUAGAGGUCACGUCUGGAAUCACUCUCCGUGCUUCAUCUCUUGCUCACAUGUAAGUCAGAAGUUGUAGCAGCCAGAUAUUCUAUCGUGCAAACAAAUAGAUACCUGAGUGCAUUUUCAGUCAGCGUCGGUAAAUCUAAGGAUAUUUUGUCACGGAACAGAGCUGUUGGAAAAAGUGAAGAUGAGCACAGCUGAACAUAGCAAUCUGGCGGCUCAGCACUGAUUCAUUAGUGACUCAUGUGCUUGAUACCAGUAUUCCUGGCUGUUUUUAAAAAUAAACCUCCCUAUUUCUCAACCUCAUCUCGCUGAACUCUUCAUAAUAGAUGAAUUUAUUAAUUCAGCCACCACAGCUUGUCUUGCUCAAUCAUUACUCCGUCCCAGAGUUGAGGAGCCCCGGACUAGAACAAUGCCUGCUUUCCCUCAAAUUCCUGUCAACCAUUCAGAAACCAAGGAGACAGCAGAAAAGAGUAAGAAGGGUUGAGUUGCUACAGAGAGGCCUUGCUUAAGCUACAACCUUCUUUUCACCCUAUUUCCAUGAAAAGAUCAGUUUAAUAAAUGCGUUUUGGUCAGAGCUUUGGCUUAGUGUUUAGAUGGUGCUCAUGCAGGAUAUUUGUUUGAAUUCACUUGUGCAUCUUUCCGCAUUGUUCCCUUUCACUGCCUUUUAAUUUAAAGUAACAAGAAGAGUAACAGUUUAGAAUUGAUGAGAAAAACAGCGGAAAUUUGAACUAUGGCUAAUAAAGAAGUGGAUGGUCUUAUUGUAGUGCAUGCAGGAAUACUGCUUCUCUUGUGUGCUCAAACAAAAACCUGCGGAGGCAAUUGCUUCUUAACUUUCAUAAAGGAUAGAGAAGAGAAACUGCUUUAUUUUGUAUUGUAAACCUUAAUAAUAUUUUCUUAAAAUCAUACCUUUGUGAAAAAGCUAUCAAGGUUGUUCUGUCUUUUGAGAAUGACUCUUUUAUUAACCCUGGUCUGUUUAAGGUUGUAUACAUCCUCAACAUGCGUGUGUAUUUUAUUAUUAGCUUAGUCAUGUGGAUGUUUUUGUUUGCACGGUAGUACAACAGUAAUUAGAAGCUAUAGGGACCGUAUGUGAGUCUUUUUAUUUGCUGGCUGCUGGGGUUAAGCUGUCAUUAUGAAAAUGGCCGUCCUUCCCCUGCCGAUACCUUUCUUCAGCUUUUGUGUGGAGAGCUGUGCUUUAAUUACAGGUCUGUGAGUGAUGUCACUGCUGUGGCGUCUCCUGCCAUUCACCCGGCGCCUCCCCAUUCCCCCCAUACACGUGUGCUUAAACACACACCUGCCCCAGCUGCCCUCCAUACCUACCUCCAUCUCACCCCUGAGUCCUCCUCCGCCACACCGGUGCUCGGAUCUAAACUACUCCCACAUAACCCCAACCCCCACCCACGAUUGUUAAGAGAUGGCUUGAUUAUUUGUUUUGUGAAUGUGGUUAUUUAACUUUCGUCCUCAAGCGGAAGAUAAGGAGUCCUACAACUGUUGUAACAAGAAUGAACUUGUGCCAGAAAGGAAAGAAGUUGGUAUGUACGCAGUUGUUAGAGAAUGACUCUUUCUCAAGGUUUUUUUUUUUUUUUUUUUUUUACUUGUAUGCAUACCUUACACAUGAGUUUUAAAUGUGUGUGAGUAUGCAGGGGACAUGUCUCUGACUGAUUUGGAUUCCCCAAGAGGUUAUUGCCAGAAAGAGCAGAAGAAGAUGAGACACACCACUGAGUGAGGGAACAUUUCAAUGGUGGAACACCAUAGAGGUGAAACGGCUGGAGAAGUAGGAUAAGGGAAUGUUCAAAGCAAAUCAAUGUGGACGUCAUGCAUCAGCACUACACUUGACCUAGGGAAUGCGUUACCUAAAAGGCCACAAAAACCGCCCGGAGACCAUGGAGCUCUUAUCGUAGAUGUUAGAUGACCCUGCUGGAAAAAAGGAGAAGGAUCCAUCAUGAAGUCUAAGAGCCCUGCAGAAAAACAGGAUUGAAGACAUUUUCUCUGCUUUUUCUAUGUGAGGAGAGAGCAAGGGGAAAGAAUGGCCUGGAUGCGAUGAACGCCUCAUGUAGGCAUCAGCAUGGAAAGCUGUGAGUCUCCCGUGGUUUCUGGGACAGACGAUGGGCUUGGCUCCUCCGCCACAUCCCAGCAGCAGCACCAUCCACAACCCUGGAACGAUCACCCUAACACACAGGUCCCACCUUGUAACCAGCCCCCUUCCUUGGAGCCUCUGUCUCUCUCUGCAUCCCACUCAGCCCAGCUCCAGAAUCCUAGCACACCCUGUGAGGCUGUAAGAGAACAGCAGCAGCAAACACUGUCACAGGCUCCCAGCGAUAAUUCCACUACCAGACGGCUACACCCCAAAAGAGAGGGAUUAGAGGAGGAGGAGGAGGAGGGAGUGAGCUGUGGAGAAGAGGACGAAGACUUGGAAGAAUUGGAUGAAAUGGAGAUUGACAGCUGUUUUCCUAGUCUGCAGCCCUUCCCUGGUGUACCUAUGGUGCCAAGUGGAGGGGGCAUGCCCAUGCUCAUGCGGCAACAGCCCUCCCAUCGGAGGGGAGCCACAGAGAGUGGGAGCGAAGAAGGAGAGGAAGAGGAGGAAGAGGAGAGUAGUGAUGUGGAAAACCUGGCUGGAGAGAUAGUCUACCAGCCUGAUGGCUCUGCCUACAUUGUUGAGAGUCUCAGCCAGCUGAUCCAAAGCGAUGGGAGCAUGGAACCAGGCCUGCUCCCUUCAAACUCUCUCCCCAGUGGGGGAAAACCAGAGGAACCUGCGGGGACCUCUUCUUCGGUGUACCCUCAGAUCAUCAACACGUUUCAUAUAGCCUCGUCUUUUGGAAAAUGGUUCGGCUCCUCAGACCAAGGUUUCCCCAAUACCUCAACCCUGGCAGGCCUCAGUCCUGUCCUGCACAGUUUCCGCGUCUUUGAUGUGCGGCACAAAAGCAACAAGGAUUACCUGAACAGUGACGGGUCUGCCAAGAAGUCCUGCGUAUCCAAAGAUGUUCCCAACAACGUGGAUUUCUCCAAAUUUGACGGCCUGGCCCUUUAUGGCAAAGGCAAACCCAUCCUCAUGUGUUUCCUCUGCAAGUUGUCUUUCGGCUACGCACGCUCCUUUGUCACUCAUGCAGUCCAUGACCAUCGCAUGACCCUGUGUGAGGACGAGCGCAGGCUCUUAGGCCACCAGCAUGCAUCUGCGAUUAUACAGGGCAUUGGGAAAGACAAAGAACCACUCAUUAGCUUCCUAGAACCAAAAAAUAAAAACUCUCCUCCACCGCCAACCCUGAUACCCAUGAACUCAGGCCAGAGCUUCUACGGCACGUUCAGUGGGAUUCAUUUAGAAGGGGGCAGCAGUAGUGUGGGAGGUGAUAACCUCAACAAAGACUCUGACACGUGUCUCCAGCAACAAGCCCUCCUCACGCUGGGGGGUCUUGGCAGCCCCAAAACCUCCCAUACCUCUACCCCAGGCCCAGCCAAAGACUCCAACACUCUGUCCAAGCAGGGUAGGAGAACAGAGGGGUCUGUGGGGAAAGAGGGGACUCAUAGAGGGGAGGAUGGGGAUUCAGAAACCUGUGAAAGAAAGGUUCUCUUUCACAGUGAGGAGAUGGUCUCAGAGGAAGAGGAUGAGCUUCUUUUAGAAGAAGAGGAUGAAGAGGUAGAGGACGAAGGCACUGCAGUGGCCUGUAGUGGAAGUAGCAGCAGCGGUGGCGGAUUUGUGGGGGAACUGGCUGUCUCAAACCAAAGCAUCUCCAAAUCUCCUUUAUUAAUGCCUAGUAGCGCUCUCCAGCCUUCUGCUUGUCUCUCUGCAGCCAGUCCUGCACUCAGCAGCAAAGCCUCAGCUUCCAUGUCCUCCUCGUCUGUCAGAGGGUCAGAGGACGGGAUGGCUGCAGACAGUGGAAGGACAACUUCAGAUCUCUCUCUGAGCUUUAACUGCCAGGGGUCUACAGUCCCCGCGGCAAUGGCGGCAGUCGCCGACAGAGGGGGUGAAGAGUAUGGGGCUGCAUGUUCCUCUGAGAGCACAUCCUCCCCUCUUGCAUCCAAUGCUGCUGCUGAGGAAAGUGCCAAUCGAGAUAGUGCCACAGCUCCUGAACCAAAUGAAUGCCCAGCAGAGGGAGAUGAGGACAACAGUGCCCUCCUCCACCACCACCACCUUCACCACCAUCACCACCACACACACCCUUCACCCAAUGCUCACAUGCACCUUCAUCACACAGUUGCUUGUGACAUGUCAGGUAUGAGUGAAUGCACCCAGAACCAUGGGGCUGGGGGCAGUGGAGGGAGUGGGGUGGAGUGCCCGAAGUGUGAUACUGUCCUAGGCUCCUCUCGUUCACUGGGUGGCCAUAUGACCAUGAUGCACUCACGGAAUUCGUGCAAGACACUGAAGUGUCCCAAGUGCAACUGGCACUACAAAUACCAGCAGACCCUGGAGGCCCACAUGAAGGAGAAGCACCCUGACUCUGGAAGCUCCUGUGUGUACUGCAGCAGUGGACAGAGUCACCCUCGCCUUGCCCGUGGGGAGAGCUACACUUGUGGCUACAAGCCCUUUCGCUGUGAGGUCUGCAACUAUUCCACUACCACCAAAGGCAACCUAAGCAUUCAUAUGCAGUCUGACAAGCAUCUUAACAACAUGCAGACAUUACAAAAUGGAGGAACUAUUCCAACCGCUGGUGAACAGGUGUUUGGGCAUGCACCUGGAGGGGUGGUACCUGUUUCUUCUGCUACCCAGGCCAGCAGCCAUCAUCCUAGUCACCACCAUCAUCCAGUGCAGUCCUCCACCCACAUGGCAGGGCCCUGUGGUGCCCCUUCACCUACCAAGCCAAAAAGCAAGCCCACCUGGCGGUGUGAGGUGUGCGACUAUGAGACCAAUGUAGCACGUAACCUGCGCAUCCACAUGACAAGCGAGAAACACAUGCACAACAUGAUGCUGCUUCAGCAGAACAUGACCCAAAUGCAGCAUGGCCGGCUUGGUCUAAGUGCCAUGCCUUCACCCUCAGAGGCUGAGCUGUACCAAUACUACUUGACCCAAAACAUGAGCCUGCCACCGGGCCUUAAGAUGGACCCAUCUGGAGCUGAUGCCCAGUUCUUGCUUGGAGGUUUUCAUCUGGACCCCAACAUGGCGGCUAUGGCCCCAGCACUAGUUGGAGGGGACAUUGCAAUGGAUUUACGCCUGGGUGGGGGACAGCUGGUCUCAGAGGAGCUGAUGACCUUGGGUGAAAGCCUAUCCCAGACCAGUGACCCCUCCCUCAAGCUCUUCCAGUGCGCUGUGUGCAACCGCUUCACUACCGACAACCUGGACAUGCUUGGCCUGCACAUGAGCGCCGAGCGCUCGCUCCCAGAGGAGGAGUGGAGAGCGGUGGUGGGCGACUCGCACCAGUGCAAGCUGUGCCACUACACCACACAGCUCAAGGCCAACUUUCAGCUGCAUUGCAAGACUGACAAACAUGUGCAGAAGUAUCAGCUGGUGGCACACAUCAAGGAGGGCGGCAAGGGCAAUGAGUGGCGCCUCAAGUGUGUGGCCAUUGGCAACCCUGUGCACCUCAAAUGCAAUGCCUGUGACUACUAUACCAACAGCCUGGAAAAACUGAGGAUGCACACGGUCAACUCCCGCCAUGAGGCCAGUCUCAAGCUGUACAAGCAUUUGCAGCAGCAUGAGAAGGCUGUGGAGGGCGAGUCGUGCUACUACCACUGUGUUCUGUGUAACUACUCCACCAAGGCCAAGUUGAACCUCAUCCAGCACGUCCGUUCCAUGAAGCACCAGCGCAGCGAAAGCCUGCGGAAGCUGCAGCGCCUGCAGAAGGGCCUGUCUGAGGAAGAGGAGGAGUUGAGUGCCAUCUUCACCAUUCGUAAAUGUCCGUCUGCCGACACAGGAGAGCUGAGUGAGGAUGUGGAGGCUGCCAGUGAGACCACCACAGAUCAGGAGGACCAAACCAAAGACAGAGAGAGUGGGGGGGAGAGGGAGCUCACCAAAGGGACAGCAUCCAACCAAUCGGAGAGGGAUCAGACGGAUUCCCCGGUCCCUUCCAAGCGGCCUUCUUCAAGGUCCGAGGCAGCAGAAAGCCCACUCUCGUCGAAACGACCCAGGACCACUGAGAAGAGCAGUGGAGAGCAGAUGUACCAGUGCCCCUACUGCAAGUUCAGCAACACAGAUCUGAACCGGCUCAGAAUGCACGUGAUGACGCAGCACUCAGUGCAGCCCAUGUUCCGCUGCCCGCUGUGCCAGGACAUGCUCAACAACAAGGUCCACCUGCAGUUCCAUCUCACUCACCUCCACAGCGUGGCACCAGACUGCGUCGACAAGCUAAUUGCCACAGUGGCAGCAUCAGAAGUACUGCCAGCAAGCAUUUUCAUACCAGUCCCUGGACCAGAGAAGGAUACUCAAACUGCACCUCAGUCCAUGGUCAACUCUGAUGACAUUAAGAAACACACAGAGGUGGCAGAUGUUGAGCCUGAAAAAGGAGUUUGUCUGGCCUCAGACACUGCUGAAGCUCGCAAGUCUCCUCUUGAGGAACAACAGUCUGCAAGAGAUGAUUCCACUGGUUUCCUCUGCUGGAAAAAGGGCUGUAACAAAGUCUUUAAAUCCUCCAAUGCCCUUCAGAUGCACUUCAAUGAGGUCCACAAUAAAAGGCCCCAACUGCCUGUCUCUGACCGUCAUGUCUACAAAUAUCGCUGCAACCAGUGUAGUUUGGCAUUCAAGACAAUAGAGAAACUUCAGCUACAUUCCCAAUACCAUGUAAUCAGAGCAGCUACAAUGUGCUGUUUAUGCCAGCGUAGUUUCAGGACCCUACAGGCACUUAAGAAGCAUCUGGAGACCAGUCACCUGGAGUUGAGUGAAGCUGACAUCCAGCAGCUCUAUGGAGGUUUACUGAUGAAUGGAGACCUAAUGAUUAUGGGUGAUCCCUCACUUGGAGAGGACCAGGGAGCUCUUCUUGAUGAUGAGAAAGAGGGAGACGAAAGUGACCCUGAGGAAAAGCAAAGCCCAACUGGCAGUGACUCUGGAUCUUUGCAAGAAGAAUCUGGAUCUGAACCCAAACGAGCCCUGCCAUUUAGGAAAGGCCCCAACUUUACAAUGGAGAAGUUUCUCGAUCCAUCCCGUCCUUUCAAGUGUACAGUCUGCAAAGAGUCAUUUACACAAAAGAAUAUUCUUCUUGUACACUACAACUCUGUGUCUCACUUACACAAAGUCAAAAGGGCCCUACAGGAAUCCACCACCGGUCAGCCAGAGCCUACAAGCAGCCCUGAUAAUAAACCCUUCAAGUGCAGCACUUGUAAUGUAGCAUAUAGCCAGAGCUCUACACUGGAGAUUCACAUGCGCUCUGUUCUUCACCAAACCAAGGCCAGGGCAGCAAAGCUUGAAGCAGCUGGCGGCACAUCUAGUGGUGUUAGCAGUAGUGGCCCAAGUGGAAGCACUUCCAAUAGCACUUCAACCCCAAGCCCUGUUCCAGCCACUAACUCAACUACCAGCUCCAGCAACAGCAGCAGCUCUCCAGCUGGAUCUCAAACAGCACAGAGCAUCAUGGGAGGUAACCAUCUGUCAAGUCAUUCUCACAAUGUUGAGAAUUUGGGUAACUCAGCUUGUCAUCCCUCUCCUUCUGAGAAUCAUGAAGUGAAAAAGAAGAGAUUUGCAGAUAUGCUAUCUUCGAGGAGUCAUCAGCAACAACUCCAGCAACAGCAGCAGCAGUUGGCCCAGGCUCAAGCACAGGCACAGGCUCAGUUCCAACAAGAGCUCCAGCAGGCUGCUCUCCUUCAGUCCCAGCUUUUUAACCCUCUUCUCCAGCACUUCCCUAUGACAACAGACGCUCUUCUCCCUCUUCAGCAACAGCAGCUGCUCUUUCCAUUUUACAUUCCUGGGGCAGAAUUUCAGCUGAAUCCAGAAAUGAACCCGAGUAGCUCUUCAUUAAACUUGAGUGGAUCUACUUCUUCACUAUUGGAAGAUCAGAAAAACUCUGCCCGGCAGGCAGAGCAAAGCUGCUUACAACAACAGCUUAUGCACCACCACCUUCAGCAACAGCACCAAGCUCAUUCCCACUCCCAAGGAUCAAGCCAAAUGGCUUUACUUCAGCAGAGUGCCCUUUCUCACCCUGUAGACAAAAAGCCAAAGCCAUCUCCUCACACUGAGAAAGAAAGAGAGCUCCCAAAGGAUAAAGAAAUUAGUGAUAAAGCUGAGGAUCAUGUUCCAAAAGAUAUGUCAGACAAGUCAAAAGAAAAGAAAGAUGCUCCUCAAGCUGUUGUAAAUGUGAACCAUGACUCUGGAUUUCCUCCUCCAAGGAUUGCCUCAGAUGCCCGAGGGAAUGCCACCAAAGCCCUACUGGAGAAUUUUGGCUUUGAGUUAGUAAUUCAGUACAAUGAGAACAAACAAAAAGCACAAAGAAAGCCAACGGGAUCUUUGUCAGGAUGCAGUAGGCCAGCUGGUAUCACCAGAGUGGUUGACCCCAUUGAAGGAUUAGAGAAACUGGAGUGUGAGUCUUGCGGUAAGUUCUUUUCCAACAUAUUGAUUCUCAAGAGUCAUCAGGAGCAUAUCCACCAGGCUUUCUUUCCAUUCAGAUUCCUAGAGAGAUUUGCCAAAGAGUACAGAGAACAAUAUGACAAGCUGUACCCAUUGAGACCUCAGACACCUGAAGCUGCUCCACCUCCUCCACCACCCCCACCCCCACCUCCGCCUCCCCAGAGGGUACCAACACCAAAUAUACCUGUUUCUGCUCCUUCCCUGACACCACCAACUGCUCCAACCCCUCAGCCUCCAGUUCCACUGGCCCAAAUUCCAAUGGCAAUGGAUCUCCCUCUUUUCUCUCCACUUAUGAUGCAGCCCAUGUCACUCCAGUCAUUACCUUCUCAGAUUCCUUCCCAACUGCCAGCUGUGGAGCCCAGUCUGGCCACUGAUCUGGCCCAGCUCUACCAACAGCAGCUUACCCCUGCCAUGUUGCAGCAACAGAAUAAGAGACCCCGCACCCGUAUCACAGAUGACCAGCUAAGGGUGCUCCGCCAAUAUUUCGAUAUCAACAACUCUCCCAAUGAGGACCAAAUUAAGGAAAUGGCAGAUAAAUCAGGACUUCCCCAGAAAGUCAUCAAGCACUGGUUCCGCAAUACACUCUUUAAAGAGCGACAACGCAACAAAGACUCACCUUAUAAUUUUAACAACCCUCCAAUUACAACUCUUGAAGAUACCAAAAUUGAUUCAAAGCCACCCUCCCCUGAGCCUCAAAAGCCAGAAUCAUUUGGAAAUAAGAGGUCCUCAAGGACAAGGUUCACAGACUACCAGCUGAGGGUAUUGCAGGAUUUCUUUGAUGCUAAUGCUUAUCCUAAAGAUGAUGAAUUUGAGCAGUUAUCCAAUCUUCUGAGCCUUCCAACUAGAGUCAUUGUUGUGUGGUUCCAAAAUGCCAGACAGAAAGCCCGUAAAAAUUAUGAAAAUCAAGGAGAUGGAGGAAAAGAAGGUGACCGACGUGAGUUAUCUAAUGACCGAUACAUUCGUACUACCAACUUAAACUAUCAGUGCAAGAAGUGCAGCCUGGUUUUCCAGCGCAUAUUUGACCUCAUUAAACACCAAAAGAAGCUCUGUUACAAAGAUGAGGAGGAAGACGGGCAGUAUGACAGUUUAAAUGAGGACUCUUUGGAUCUCUCUCAUGAAUACUAUACUCCAUCUGGGUCAUCAGGUCAAACACCAGUGCCCUCAUCUUCAAGCCUCUGCCCUCUUCCCCCUUCAUCCUCUGCAUUCUCUCACAUCACAUCAUCUGAAAACGAGGAGCCUACACCAGCUAACACAUCAAAUUCUUUUGAUGAAAAAUCAAAACACACUUCAGAAGCAUCAUUUGCCCAAAGAGAUCAGACAUCUUUGAAACAGGAAACCAUUCAUCCAUCUGAGACUCCACAACAGAGACCACAAAGAGAGGAAAAGACACAUACAGUCCCAAAGAAUUCAAAGAUUUCUUCACCUUCCCUGUCCCAACAGCAACAACACAGUGGUCCCUCUAUUUCACAUACCAGUCAGACCUCCCAGAGUUCCCACAUGGCCCUUAAUCCUCAUUUAGCCUCUGCCUCACAGCAGCAGUUGGCCCAGCAAAUGAUCCCAUACCAAUGUGAGCAGUGUAAACUUGCUUUCCCUUCAUUUGAACACUGGCAGGAACACCAGCAACUGCAUUUCCUGAGUAUCCAAAAUCAGUUCAUUCAUCCACAAUUUUUGGAUCGCCCAAUGGACAUGUCCUUCAUGUUGUUUGAUCCUAGCAAUCCUCUGCUUGCUAGCCAGCUCCUUGCAGGAGCAAUACCUCAAAUGUCCAGCAACUCUGCCACCUCCCCAUCAACACCUACAUCCACUAUGAACUCCCUGAAGAGGAAACUGGAGGAGAAGGCAGGAACUAGUCCAGGAGAAAGUGACAGCAUGAAUAGUGGAGAGGAGCCACAACGAGACAAGCGCCUCCGAACCACUAUUACACCAGAGCAACUAGAGAUUCUGUACCAGAAAUAUUUGCUUGACUCCAAUCCUACUCGUAAAAUGCUUGACCACAUUGCUCACGAAGUGGGGCUUAAAAAACGAGUGGUACAGGUAUGGUUCCAAAACACAAGAGCCAGAGAAAGAAAAGGUCAGUUUCGGGCUGUUGGGCCAGCUCAAGCCCACCGGCGCUGCCCAUUUUGUCGCGCUCUAUUCAAAGCUAAAACUGCCCUCGAGGCCCAUAUUCGUUCACGCCACUGGCAUGAGGCUAAACGUGCUGGUUACAACCUAGCGCUUUCCGGUAUGCUACCUGAACAGGAGGCCAUGCAGUUGAAGAUGGAUCCUCUGGAUAUCUCCAGCUAUGCUCAUCUUGCCCAGUCUAACAAUGAUGUGCAAAGUUCAUCACUGUCACCUGUGAGCAAAAGCAUGGACUUGUCUCCCAGGGCUCUCCUGAGCCCAACAUCUAUCAAGGUUGAGGGAGUAGAGGAAUUUGAAAGCCCAACCAUUUCCUCAGUAAACACAAACUUUGAUCAACAUAAACUUGAUAAUGAUGAUUGUUCUUCUGUGAAUACAGCCAUCACUGACACUACCACAGGUGAUGAGGCAAACAUUGACAAUGACAGUGCUGAUGCAAAGCACAGCCAUAACAGUGGAGAUUUUCUCUCUAAGUCUGGGGGUGCAGUCCCCUCCAUUGAGAACGAUGAACAGAUGUCCUCAGGACUGGUGAGCCCCGCAACAAGCUUCUACACAAAAGACUUUGAAAAUGAAAAUAUGAUAGACUACAGUGAAACAUCUAGCCUGGCCGACCCUUGUUCACCAAGUCCAGGAGCCUCUGGGAGCAGAAGCAUUGAUAGUGGAGACAGGCCUGGUCAAAAGCGCUUCCGAACACAGAUGACUAAUCUUCAGCUUAAGGUGCUCAAGUCCUGCUUCAAUGAUUAUAGGACUCCAACCAUGCUGGAGUGUGAGGUACUUGGCAAUGACAUUGGACUUCCAAAGAGAGUUGUUCAGGUCUGGUUUCAAAAUGCUCGUGCUAAGGAAAAGAAAGCUAAACUCAGCAUGGCUAAGCACUUUGGUAUCAACCAGACUUCUUACGAGGGACCUAAGACAGAAUGCUCUUUGUGUGGUGUUAAAUACAAUGCUCGCCUGUCAGUGCGAGACCACAUCUUUUCCCAGCAACACAUCUCCAAAGUAAAGGAUACCAUUGGAAGUCAGCUCGAUAAAGAGAAAGAGUACUUUGAUCCAGCGACGGUUCGUCAGCUGAUGGCACAGCAGGAGAUGGAUCGUAUAAAAAAAGCAAAUGAGGUCCUGGGACUAGCACAACAACAAGCCAUGCAGCAACAAGGGAUGUUUGACACACCUGCCUUGCAAGCCUUGAACCUUCAGUCAGGUUACCCAAAUCUGCAGGGGAUCCCCCCUGUUCUCCUGCCAGGUGUUGGUGGUCCCUCAAUACCAGGCUUUAACUCAUCCAACUCUGCUGUAACCCCUCCGAAACCUCCAAACCUCCUGAACAUGCCUGGUGCCAGUGUACCCUCACCAAGUCUCCCCACAUCUGGUUUACCCAACAAGACCCCUUCCUCCUCUUCUUUGGCCUCACCCAGCCCAGCUCAGGCCAGCACAUCUGUCGCCCACUCAAGCCCUUCCCCCACAUCUACAUCAAACUCUUUGAUGACCCAGCCAGGCCCUCGUCCUGAAGCUCCCAAAGAUCGUGAUCCUGAGAGGGCCAGGGAGAAAGAGAAAUCCAAGGAGAAGACUGAGAAGCCCCCCACACCAUCCUCAGCUGGGGGUACUUCUGCUCCCUCCACUUCUGCUGCCAGUGCCAAGAAAGAAAAACCAGACACCGCUGUUCCGGCCACCUCGAUGCCAACACCUGGCAUGGAGUAUGUGGUCGAUACUGCCCAACUUCAAGCUCUACAAGCAGCUUUAGCUUCAGAUCCAACAGCUCUGCUAACAAGUCAGUUCCUGCCCUACUUUAUGCCUGGCUUCUCUCCAUAUUAUGCCCCUCAGAUACCAGGUGCUCUUCAAGGUGGAUAUCUUCAGCCCAUGUAUGGCAUGGAAAGUCUUUUCCCCUACAACCCAGCUUUAUCACAGGCCCUGAUGGGGCUGUCACCAGGAUCUCUGCUUCAACAUUACCAGCAAUAUCAGCAGAGCCUGCAGGAGGCACUUCAGCAGCAGCAGAGGCAGCUUCAGCAGAUCCAGCAACCCAAAGCAAACCAAACUUCACAAAACUCGGUGGACCGUAAGGACUCUGUCAAAGAUCCAAUAAAAACAGAAGAGAAAAAGAGCACUCCCUCAUUUGAAGCCUCUUCCACUUCCACUCACAACAACCUAGCCACUGGGCAGCAUGAAGUGGAUAGCAAAGGUACAGACCCCCAUCUUGACCAAUAUAUCAUCCCCAGAGUUCAGUAUCGGCUGGCGUGCCGCAAGUGUCAAGCUGUCUUCAGCAAGGAGGAAGCGGCUAUCAGCCACCUCAAGUCAAUUUGUUUUUUUGGUCAGUCUGUGGCAAACCUGCAAGAGAUGUUACUUCGGGUCCCCAACAGUGGGAAUGCAGCAGAGGUCAGUCUCUAUGACUGCCUCGCCUGUGACACCACACUAAAAGGGGACAAAGCGCUCCGUCAACACCUGGUUUCAGCCUUGCACAAACACAGAACAAUCAAGAGAUCCAGAAAUGCCAAAGAGCACGCUACUAAUUUAUUACCUCACUCUUCAGCCUGCUUCCCCAGUCCUAACACCGCAUCUACCUCGCAGUCUGCCACUCACUCAAACAACACCCCAUCCCCUCCGCCAACAACUUCAACCACCACACCAUCCUCAUCUGCGUCUGCAUCUUCAUGCACAUCCUCCUCCUUCACAGCCACUCCACUCAACACAACAGCUACAGGCAAAUCAUGGUCCCAGACCCCUUUCUCCAGAGCUUUAGCUGGGAAGUCCAAUCCCCCUUCGUCUGCAUUGUCUUCUUUUCCUCCAGUUUCCUCUCCUUCAACGGUUACCUCAAGUUCAUUGAGCACCUCAGGGGUCCAGACCUCGAUACCAACAGACGUCUUUUCCGACGAGUCUGAUUCUGACAGCAGUCAGAAGUCAGCAGACAGGCUGGGCAGGCCAGCAGAGGAGCCACAACAAAUUGGCUGUCUCAAAGACAGCAGUAGUUGUAGUAGUAAUGUCGCUAGUGUAGGAUCGGACUCCAUCAGAUUGUAAAAGCUUUCAGUGAUGAACAAUAUUUUAAAAAAGAAAAGAAAAAGAAAAAAAAAACAGAAGACAAAAGAAAAAAAAACAAAGAAAAAAAGCAGCAAUGUUUAAAAUAUGUUUAAAGUAUACAAACCAAUUUCAGAAAAAAGAUGUGUAAAGACUAACUGCAAUUCCAAAGCUUGUAACCAAAAAUUUAAAUGUUAGUGGAUUGUUUUCCCAUAUCAACAUGCUGGUUUUAGUUUAUUACAACUCUUAAUAUAUAUAUAUAUAUAUAUAUAUAUAUAUAUAUAUAUAUAUAUAUAUAUAUAUAUAUAUAUAUAUAUAUAUGAAUAGAGAUCACAUCAGUUAACAGUCAAAGUUAUUUGAAUGGUCCCACAAUUCUCUCUACAAAGAACGAGUCAACAAAUGUCCCUUAUUUGCAUAAGUAUUUCCACUUAAUAGCACAGUCACAUAAAGCCAGUAUGUACUGUAUGGGAGAAUAGUCUUACAGUUUUCUUGCUAUCUAAGCAUUCAGAUACCAAUGGCUUGCUAAAGAAAAGAAAAAUAAUGUAAUGUCUAUUUUAUUCUCAGGUCAACAGCUCACAACCUUUUCUUGUGUUACA